ACCUGGAUUCCGGUCAACAAUGGCGUAUAAAACAAGCCAACCAAAAAACCGUUGGCUGGCCUCUGGUGCCCCCACUACCACGCCACGUUGACUCUCUUCCCAAAUCCUUUCGAAAAGUUUCACCGGAUUUCAACUUCCGACCGACCGAUUUCAAGCUCCAGCUUAUCAAUAUCUUUUUCAGUCAUCUCCGACGACUUCCCGACGGUUUCCUCAACCAUCUUCAGCUCUAUGAUCGAGUGAUCUUGCAACUUCUCAAACGUUGGAAUAUGCUUAAAGCAUGGGACAGUUAUAAGGAGCUGUUAAAUAGAAUAGGAUUUCAAAAUUUUAUGUUGUUGAGUUCCUUGAGGAAUGGUAGGCUUAUGAAGAGGAAUCGGUGUUUGUGGGUCCCACAAAUUGAUAUUUGAUUUAGUAGAAGCAAGUGCUGAAUUUGGAGGAGAUGAAGAUAGUACACCCUGUCAUCGUUUUCUUGAUGUUCAGAAUUGAUUGGAAGAAGUUACUCCCUAUCGGAGCCAUUAUCACAAUAACUUUUGCUCUUCUUCAAACGAAAAUGCUUCCUUAUCAACUUAUGACACGGAAUUCGUCUCUUCCAAAUACAAAUCACUUUGAUGCUAACUUGGAGAGUCAAAUCACUCCCCUGAUCAGAGAUAAACAGUCUGAGGCGAUUAUGGUAGACCCUGAGACUCUGCUUAAUUCUUCUGGUCAACAAAUUCAGCCAGUUGCAGUUGUGCAAGAGAAAGUCAAAGUUACCCAAAGGAGGAACAAGACGGAUGUCAUUAAGUCAAAUAUUUCAAUGAAACCAUCUUCACCAUUUUUCUUAUCUGCUUCUGAAAGAAGGCAUAAGCGUUAUCUAAGAGAUAUAAAGAUACUAUCACCAUAUGAAGCACUUGUGUAUGCCAAAAAGGAGGUUGACGCUGUCUCAGUUGGUAUUGAUGACCAUGAUUCAAAUCUAUAUGCCCCUUUAUUCAAGAAUGUAUCUGUUUUUGAAAGGAGCUAUGAGUUGAUGGAGCUGAUACUUAAGGUUUAUAUAUAUCAAGAUGGAAAGAGACCAAUUUUUCAUAAUCCCUAUCUCAGAGGAAUAUAUUCUUCGGAAGGAUGGUUUAUGAAGUUCAUGGAGGCAAACAGACAGUUUGUCACAAAGGACCCAGAAAAGGCUCACCUAUUCUAUCUACCAUACAGUGCACGGCAACUCCAACGUGCUCUCUUUGUUCCCAACUCGCAUAAUAUCAAGCCAUUAUCACUUUUCUUACGGGAUUACGUCAAUAAGCUUGCUUCAAAGUAUCCUUUCUGGAAUCGGACCCGCGGUUCAGAUCACUUUCUAGUUGCUUGCCAUGAUUGGGGUCCAUACACAUUAAAAGAGCAUGAAGAACUGACCAAGAACACCAUAAAAGCCCUCUGCAAUGCCGACACUUCCGAAGGCGUAUUUCUCGCCGGAAAAGACGUUUCCCUACCAGAAACCACCAUACAAAAUCCCCGGAGACCUCUUAGAAACAUGGGCGGUAAAAAGAUCUCCCAGCGUCCUAUACUUGCUUUCUUUGCCGGAAGAAUGCACGGUAGGGUACGCCCGAUACUCCUCAAACACUGGGCCAAUAAAGACAAGGAAAUGAUAAUUUCUGGGCCGAUGUCCUACAAAACAUCCCGAACCAUGUCCUAUUCUCUCCACAUGAAAUCGAGCAAAUACUGUAUCUGCCCAAUGGGUUUUGAAGUCAACAGUCCAAGAAUCGUGGAAGCCAUAUAUUACGAAUGUGUUCCCGUGAUCAUUGCCGACAAUUUCGUUCCUCCGUUGAACGAAGUGCUUGAUUGGAGCGCAUUCUCCGUGACCGUGGCUGAAAACGACAUUCCUAAACUAAAGGAGAUCUUAGAAGCCAUUCCUAUGAAGAGGUAUCUUACUAUGCAACAUAAUGUGAAAAUGUUGCAAAGACAUUUUUACUGGAAUCGUUCGCCCGUUAAAUUCGAUAUGUUCCAUAUGAUUCUACAUUCGAUUUGGCUUAGCAGGCUUUACCAAAUUCAGAUACCAACAUCAUCUUAGUUCUUAGAAUUCGAGUUCUUUCUAUUUGUUUCACUUACCCUUUUUGCAUGUCGGGGGGAUUCUUGUCAGACUCCCUGUAGACAGAAGUAAAGUCUGUGUACAUCUUACCUCCAGAUCCUACCUUCAGAUGAGAUAUACUUGGUUUAUGUGGUUUUUAGUUCUUAGAACUCGAGUGCUUUCUAUUUGAUUUACUUACCCUUUUUGCAUCUCGGGGGUAUUCUUGGAAACAACCUGACUAAGAAGUAAGUCUCCAUACAUCUAUCUCCAGACCCAUAUGGUAUAUACUUGGUUUGUUUUAGCCUUUAGUUCUUCAAACUCGACUCCAGUUUGAGAUGAGAUUCAAGAAACCGGAGGAAAUCUUGGACUAGAUCAUUCUCCUUGGUGUUAGAUCUUCAUUUAUUUGUUGUGUGAUCAUAUAUAGCUGGUGAUGGUUAUGAGACAUGUACAGUGAUACAACUUCAGAGGGUGGUACCUCAUUGUGUGAUUCGAGUCGGGUAUUUUUAGAUCAUAAACAAACAUUUUGAUUUGGUUAUUUGUUGUACGUGACAUGUGAAAUCAUGUGUAUGUAUUGUAUAUAUAUAUACGUAUAUUUGGUUGUGUGUAUAUGUAUGUAUGUAUGGGUUCCAUGUAUUUCUUUGACAUCAGUAAUAAUUAUAAAGUCAGUAUUUUACUGAACUAA
Molecule: messenger RNA, 2705 nt
Organism: Cynara cardunculus var. scolymus (artichoke)
Lineage: Eukaryota; Viridiplantae; Streptophyta; Magnoliopsida; Asterales; Asteraceae
Product: probable glycosyltransferase At5g03795
Exons: 5
Coding region: 437-2026 (529 amino acids)
Molecular function (GO): glycosyltransferase activity
Source: RefSeq, a predicted model, not a curated record